This is a messenger RNA of Macrosiphum euphorbiae (potato aphid), 459 nucleotides long. The record is from the annotation of a GenBank genome assembly. NCBI's taxonomy places the organism in Eukaryota, Metazoa, Arthropoda, Insecta, Hemiptera, Aphididae.
AUGAAUGGUUUUCGAGACUAUAGGAGGCAUUCCUCCGCGGUCAAGUCAACAGAGCGCCGUGAAAAUCGACGAAACGAAAAUAUUAAUUAUAUGAUAAUAUACGUAGGUGGUAGACUAUCGCUGUUGUUGUCGGUCGACAGGGUGAUGUUGUCGGGCAGCAGCUGGCAACCUUAUCAAACCAUGUGCCCCGAGCUCGUAAACCGUUGUACGCGCGUUUUCACUGGUAAGUGGUACAGUGGUACCGACCGGGCGUCAACGACGAUCCGAUCGUACUGCGGUACGGACUUGAGACGCGACUACGCCGAGGGCAAACUGUCCACUCGGCGGGCGGUGGACAGUCGUGGUAUAGUCGGUAUACACUGGUGUCUGAUAGUGGACACUGGUCAGAGUACGUCCGAGUCCCGUGGUGAUGCCGUAGUGCGCGGUUGUAGCAAUAGCACUGUUGCAGUCGUGUUCUAA